AUGGCCAUAAAAUUUGCAGUCGACGAAGAAACUGGUGUUAAGGAAGUUGAUGAUACAGAUGGAUUGGAUGAACAGGCAGAAUACGAAGCCUGGAAAUUACGUGAACUGAAAAGAAUCAAGAGAGAUAAGGAAGAACGUGAAGCGAGAGAAAAAGAACAAGAAGAGAUUGAACGGAGACGUAACAUGAGUGAAGAACAACGUUUAGCUGAAGAUAUGGAGCGUGUAAAAAAUCUACGUGAAAAAAAACCACACGGCCAAUAUAAAUUUCUGCAAAAAUAUUAUCACAAGGGUGCUUUCUAUUUGAAUCCAGACGAUAAAAUAUUUAAACGCGACUAUACUGAAGCAACACCUGAUGAAGCAGCUCAUAAGGAACUAUUGCCCAAAGUUAUGCAAGUCAAGAAUUUUGGUCGAGCAGGACAAACUAAAUGGACUCAUUUAGCAGAUCAAGAUACUUCAAAGAAAGAUGCACCAUGGAGUCAAAGCACUGGAGUUAAUAAAUCGAUGUUAUCAAAGUUGGGUGGUUUACAUGGAGGGUUUGAUAAACCUACAUCAAAAAAACGGAGAACUGGUCCUCAUUGGGCAUUUAAUACUAGCCGACUUCGGCAAGGUUUGGUCGAAACCAAGGAGGGUUAUAUUGACGAGUGUUUAUAUGUUCAUGGCUCACUUGCUCGAGCCGGUAAAGUUAAAUCUCAAACUCCUAAAGUUGAGAAACAAGAAAAGAAGAAAAAGAAAACUGGUCGAGCAAAAAAAAGAAUUUUAUAUAAUCGUCGGUUCGUUAAUGUAGCUAACAUUGGGAAACGAAGGAUGAAUCCUGCUCCGACGUCAGAUAAACCUUAA
This is a messenger RNA of Dentiscutata erythropus, 837 nucleotides long. Lineage: Eukaryota; Fungi; Glomeromycota; Glomeromycetes; Diversisporales; Gigasporaceae. The record is from the annotation of a GenBank genome assembly.